CUCCCUGCAGUAGGCUAUAAAUGCACUUACGCCUGCUGUGGAGACUCAGACUAUUAGCAGAGUAUCACCGCUGCCACAGCACUAAGAGCAAGUGAAACACCUCUGGAUUACUUUCUACACAGACUUCUGAAGCCAACCCAAGAGUACUUCAACACAGAUUUCAGUCACGAUGCAGCUGAUACUGCAGUCAAUCUUCUGCUGCUGCCUGCUGGCCACCGUUGCACCCGGUGUGGACAGUGCAAAACAUGACCUGAAAAGAAGUGUCCGGCUGCAGAGAUCGAAAAGGGAUUUGAGCCUUGCUGCACUGAGGACUUUAGGCAACAGCCAGAUUGUCAGACCGGACGAUGUCAAAGACAACUUAAGGCCACAUUCCAGCACUGACAUCAGCAUAAGGACAAAACGCUCCAAGAACUCCAUCAACCAAUCCAGGAGAGCAGGCUGCUCGCUUGGCACCUGCACGGUGCAUGUGCUGGCACACCGUCUCCAUGACCUCAACAACAAGCUGAAGAUCGGGAAUGCACCCGCUGACAAGAUCAAUCCCUUCGGGUACGGCCGGCGGCGAAGGUCCGUUCCAGAGAAAGUAAUGACACUGCGACAGGAGGGCAGCAGGCUGCGGACGGUGUGGAGCAGCUCAAGCUCUCAAUCACGGCUGCACAAGCUGGAAGCGCUGCUCAGACGGACGUGAGCGCACGGGGUGGGAGCGCUCGGGGACGCGGCGACAGAGGCUCGCCGGCCAACUAUGAAAUUCUAGAAAUGCCUCAGACUCCUGCCAAGAGUUCUCCAGCGCAUUCUUUUCCAAGCACAGGGGCUGGAAGAGCAAUCUUGCUUUCUGAAGGCUGUCCUCGGAAGAGAAAUCAGCAAAGUGAAGCGCAGAAACAACAGCAGCUGUUGAAAACGAGUGGGGACACAGAUGGAGAAACUGAAUUAGUGUGCCUUGGAUAUGAGCAAGAUAUUGUUGCACUGAAGUGGACUGGCCUCAGGGAAAAGCAGAACCACCUCUCCUGGGACAAAUGGACUGCCCUCCUGGUGAACCAGUCGGUGGGAUUACAGCCCCUAGCUGUUCCUGUCCAGUGACUGUGUCAGAAAGUCUUUGGACUUCAAUUCGAUUCAACAGGGAUAGAUUCAUGAAUCUGGAAAGGAAUACACAGAGAGACUUUUAAAAUGCCAAUGAAGGUGUUUCUAAUUUGGAAUCACAUUUUUGGACACUGUAAGCAGGAUGAAUGCUUUUGAUUAUAUGAACUGUCUGUGCCAGUCCACAAGGAUUGUAUUCUAACUUACUUGAACAUUGUUGUUGUUAUUAUUGCUAUAGAGAUAUGUGCAAUCUAUUUCAUUUUUAUUGCAAGUAUAUGUAUAUUUGAAAAAAAAUGGUCAAAGAUAUUACUAUUUAAUUGUUUUAUAUUGCUUUAUACUACUUACAGAGAUAGAGCUAUUUUUGUACAGGGAAAAAAUAAGGGCAUUGAAGGUAGCAUCAUAUCUAUUAUUCAUUUAUGUCAAGGAUGUCUCAAGCUGUGGUAAAGGAUAACUUUUUAUGCAAUUAUAUAUUUGUAAAUGGGAUCUAUUUUAUUUGUGUGUUUGUGUGUGAAAUGGAUUAAUGUUGUCAUUCAAUAAAACUUGCAUACAAUUAAA
This is a messenger RNA of Cyprinus carpio (common carp), 1626 nucleotides long. RefSeq names its product pro-adrenomedullin-like. The record is from RefSeq and is a predicted model, not a curated record. Lineage: Eukaryota; Metazoa; Chordata; Actinopteri; Cypriniformes; Cyprinidae. Gene Ontology annotation, biological process: adrenomedullin receptor signaling pathway; positive regulation of heart rate; adenylate cyclase-activating G protein-coupled receptor signaling pathway. Gene Ontology annotation, cellular component: extracellular region. Gene Ontology annotation, molecular function: adrenomedullin receptor binding; hormone activity.